AUGCAAUCCCCCAGUGUUAAGAAAGACACUCGUCCAAAAGGCUCCAUCAACAAGCUAGAUAUCAGUCACCCUGAACCUCUGGAAACCCUGAACGAGGGCGAGGUUGCUGCUCUUGACACGGAGAUUCUUGAGCGAGCCCGUCUUCAGGGAAAUUUUGACCUCUUUGCUGACCUAGCUCUCGACGAAUUCCCUACUGUACGAAGAGGUUAUGUCGAUGGCCUGCGUGCUAACCGAGCCCGCUACUAUCCUGGUGACCCGGAGGCGGGUGACAGCUCAUUGCUGAGCGGCCACAAGCAACGACACACAGUAAACUCGAGGCACAGCUACGCGGGCGGGAACCCGCAGUCUACAGUGGCCGUUUCCCGCGCUCAGUCGACUUCUAAGGCCGCCGCGGGCGCUCAAGGCGAUGCCCAAGAGGCCAAACUUCCCAGCUCUUCCGUAGGGUCGAGGACCGGCUUUUUGCCUUCUCCAGUUCGGCCAGAGUCUUCAAUCCAGACAACCACUGCCUUGGCCUACCAUGACCCUCAUGAGAUCAAUCGAAGGUAUAAACGACUCCAUAAAGGGAGUGAUGCCCUUAGCUCGCAUUCCGUAGAGGCUCCUCUCGUCGCUCACGGGGCCGGUAUUGCCAUGAACGAGAAGGGGUCCGGUGAUGGACCCAAGAUCCACAAUGCCGAUAGUUUAACUCAUCGUAUUUCCCGAAAGCCGGUCGGCGGAGGUCCCCAGGCUAGCGGGUUGGCCAGCGCGCUCCCGGAAGCCCAUCAACUAUUGGGAGCCAGCGUCUCCUCGAGUCAUGACCACCAUCGUCCGAUGAUCUUCAUCGGCAGAGGUGCGAAUAAUGGGUCCGGGCAGAACGUUGGUAAUCAAACUGAGCCUGACAAGGGCAUUGCUUUCCGCCUGGAUGAGAUUCUUGGCUCUCCCCACGUUGAGCCAUCGGCAACUCGAGUCGUAGGCCAGUUCAAGGCCUCGUCCAAUGCUAACACUGAAACCCACAAACAGCAUAUGCAUGGCCCAUCUAAGAACGAGGGUGUCAAGGAGUACAGCCCUAGCACUACGGACGAUAGUGAAGAUCUGAGCAACUCCAGUGACGCUACCGUCAUCGUACGCAGGCUCGGGUCCGACGAAGAGGGCCCCGCUGAGCCGGCCAAAGCUCCAUUUUCCUCCCUGAGUGAAGCUAGCCAAGAGUCCAACGGGGUUCCAAGGUUGCCACAGUAA
Molecule: messenger RNA, 1212 nt
Organism: Parascedosporium putredinis
Lineage: Eukaryota; Fungi; Ascomycota; Sordariomycetes; Microascales; Microascaceae
Source: the annotation of a GenBank genome assembly